GUGUUGUCAGGUUCAACGACGGGCAGGCUUCUCGAGUGGGGUUCGCGGCAUUCUCGGGCUGUGAGAGAAACCAGGUGGACGUGGCCGUCGUUGUUCUGGCGCGGGCUGGCCGCGGUCAGAGCAGGGACACAGAAGGCCGCGAGAGCGCAACGGCGAACCCGUGUACGGCGUCCACCGCGAAAGCCAACAUACAGAAGCCCAUUAUGGAGGGCGUGACCGCCAAGCCAGGUCGUGACCUAGCACUGCGUAUCCUUCCGGGAGAUCUCUUGGCACCGGUGCGCGUCAUCCGAGAGUCUGAUGGGCGCGCAUUGCGCUUCCUGCGGACUGCGUGUGAAGAGCCCGAAGUGCGGGAGACUUCGGAGUUGGAUUUCGCGCCCAAAGAGCUGCACGCGCAUCUUUGGAGAGCGCGGGGGGAAACGGCCCCAAUGCUGCGGGUCAUGAAAGAGGAGUGGGUUCGUGAGUGGGGAGGGUGGAGUGUCGCGCAGAAGGAGCUGCUGAGUGCCCACGCCGUGGAAGAUCGGUGCCGCGUGAUGGAGGACCGCACGGUGAAAUUCAUAGAGUUUCUGAUGCGGGCGGUGAUAUUCAAUGCAAAGACCGACGAAGAACGGGCCGAAGAAAUUGCCGAAACAGGUGAGAUCAUGAGAUUCGCGUUGUCACGGUGCCGGGCGGCGGGGGUAGCGCUGGCCGACAAGAUCAUCGUCCGCACGUACUCCCGCUUUGACGGGCUCCUGUGGGCGCACGGAGAGGGCGAUUCCAUUUCGUUUACUCGAGCGGAGCUCGAGGGGAAAAGGCCAGCUCUCGGUGUAUGGCCGUGCGUCGAGCAUGUGCGCGCUGAGGGCGAAAUUGCCAUGCUCGAGGUAUGCAAUCACACUGGGGCCGACAUUGCGAACGCGACGUACAAACCAGCAUGGCCAAUCGCGGGAAUAGCUUCGCCGACGGCCGCGCCGUGGAUGAUGCGCGCUAACUCUCGAAACGGAGCCGUGGGUUGUGGCCAGAUGACCGAGGGCAACGAUGCCGACACGAGAGCCAAGCGCCCGCGGAUUACGGGGAAGACGAAGGCACGUGACCCCGCAGCGCCGGGGGCCGGCGGCCCCACCGACUCGGGCGGCACACCGGUGGCAUCGAGCGCCGUCACGGGCAUCAGCGCGGCACAGGAGGAUGACGGCGAG
This is a messenger RNA of Prorocentrum cordatum, 1169 nucleotides long. Lineage: Eukaryota; Dinophyceae; Prorocentrales; Prorocentraceae. The record is from the annotation of a GenBank genome assembly.